This is a messenger RNA of Paramisgurnus dabryanus, 5189 nucleotides long. The record is from RefSeq and is a predicted model, not a curated record. NCBI's taxonomy places the organism in Eukaryota, Metazoa, Chordata, Actinopteri, Cypriniformes, Cobitidae.
AAUUACUAUAUAAUGACUGUUUGUUGACACUGAAUAUAUCGACACAAUCAACAGGCAAUGUUCGUGCUAUCUCAAAGAGCCCACUUUGAAGCGUGUAUCCUCCAGAGGGAGACCUCCGCGGUCAUUUCAAUGGGUGGAUUGAACAAAGGAUAAAGAGGAGGGGAAAGGGACACAAGUGGGCAUUGUGGCAAAUAUCAGCGAGCCAAUAGAAACCCGUUUUGGAUUCUCUGUAACUUUGGAGAGUCAAUAAGAGCUGAAGUUUUAGCUUAUUUUUUACUGGCCGGUCGACCUCUGUGGUUUAUUCGCAUAAUUCAGAAACUCUCCUUGAACCAGACUGCACCCCUAAAAUGCCGCUCAUCCUCAAGUUGGAGUAAAAGAGUGCUCUGGAAUUUUUUAUUCAAAGAACUGUGCCAGAAAGUAAGCAACUUUGUAAACACCUGGUCACCUGCACUCAGGAGUCAUGGCGCCCGCUGUCGGAGGUCCCGUGGGCUACACCCCGCCAGAAGGGGGCUGGGGUUGGGCCGUGGUGAUUGGUGCCUUUAUUUCUAUCGGAUUUUCCUACGCCUUCCCGAAGUCCAUCACCGUGUUCUUCAAAGAAAUCGAAGUGAUCUUCAAUGCCUCCAGCAGUCAAGUCUCCUGGAUCUCCUCCAUCAUGCUCGCUGUCAUGUACGCAGGAGGUCCUGUUAGCAGCAUUCUGGUCAAUAAAUAUGGAAGUCGUCCCAUUAUGAUUUUAGGAGGUUUACUCGCAGGAACAGGACUCAUUGCUGCCUCAUUCUGCAACACCGUCGAGGGCUUGUAUUUCUGCGUUGGUGUUGUGGGAGGUCUGGGAUUGGCAUUCAAUCUCAACCCAGCUCUCACUAUGAUUGGCAAAUAUUUCUACAAGAGACGGCCGAUAGCUAAUGGUAUUGCUAUGGCUGGCAGUCCGGUCUUUUUAUCGACUCUCGCUCCUUUAAACACAUGGUUCUACGAUCAGUUUGGCUGGAGGGGAAGCUUCUUGAUCCUGGGUGGACUUCUGCUCAACUGUUGUGUAGCCGGAUCGCUGAUGAGACCCAUCGGUCCGAAGCCUAAACCGGCUGUUAAAGGGGUCACCGUAAACGGCCAAGCCCCCGAACGAAAGACCGCGAUUGAGAAGAUCAACAGUUUUAUCGAUCUCACGCUCUUUAAGCAUCGUGGUUUCUUGCUGUAUCUUCUGGGUAAUGCUAUCCUGUUCUUCGGCCUCUUCACUCCCCUUGUGUUCCUCAGCAAUUUCGCCAAGAGCAGAGAAAUCCCCAAGGAGAAGGCGGCUUUCUUGCUCUCUGUCCUGGCUUUUGUAGAUAUGGUGGCACGGCCUUCUAUGGGAAUAGUGGCCAGCACAAAAUGGGUGAGACCGAGGGUGCAAUACUUCUUUGCUGGCUCUGUCCUUAUGAAUGGUGUGUGUCACCUGUUCGCCACUCUGUCGACGGACUACUUAGGAUUUGUGAUUUACUCCAUCUUCUUUGGGUUUGCCUAUGGGUGGCUGAGCUCCGUGCUGUUUGAGACCCUUAUGGAUCUGGUGGGAGCUCAGCGUUUCUCCAGUGCUGUCGGGCUGGUGACGAUUGUGGAAUGUGGGCCGGUGUUGCUGAGUCCUCCUUUACUAGGUAAAUUCAAUGACAUUUACCACGACUACAAGUACACAUAUAUUGCCUGUGGAAUUUUCCUUCUGGUUGGCGGUUUGUUUCUUUUCGUCGGGAUGGGCAUCAACUACAGACUACUGGAUAAGGAGGCGAAAGAAGAUUCAAAGAGAGCCAAGCUGCAGGGAAGGGAGGACAGUGUGAACAGAGAGCCUGGCAAAGACGUUGCAGAGGCUUUGAAAGUAGCCGAAGAAAAUACAGCGGAGCAUUCUGUCAUGCAAAAGGCAUUCAACUUCAAACUGUUGGUGCCCCCACGAGCUCAGGUGUCUGCAUUGAAGCAUAAGGAAAUAACGCUAGGCUUGAAUGAGGAAAAGUCUGUUUUUUCUCCGCCAGUUCAGGGUUACAACAAGUGUUCAGAUAUGGAGACAAGCCUUCCAUUUCCAUCCAAAAUGGUGCUUCCUACAAGGACACCAAGAGCUGAUGUUACUAAGAAGGUUGCAGUGAUACCAAUGGAAAAAGAAGAAACAUCAUUAAGAUCCAGCCAGCUGUUCUCCGGAUUGCUCGAUGUAGGUGAGAAAAUCAAAAUGUGGCAGUCCAGAGUCGAUUCUGAGAUUUCACAAAAAGACAGAAGGCUUCAGGAGAACAGGAAAACUAUUGAGACACAGCGGAAAGCUAUUCAAGAGCUUCAGUUUGCUAAUGAAAGUCUAAGCAUGAAACUAGAGGAUCAGCUUAAUGAGAAUGAAGACCUUCAGAAUAAAAGUAAUGCAACAAGAAAUUUGUGUAACAUACUGAAGGACACAUUUGAGAGAUCUGUUGACAAAAUGAGUGUGUUUGAGGCUGAACGGGAAGAAACUCAUGAUCUAUUUAUACAAAACAGUGAGAAUAUUCAGAGGAUGGGGGAAGCUUUUGAAAGUCUUAGGAAACAAGCAGAGGCCGAUCAGCAGGAUAUGUUGAAAAUGAGAGAAUGCCUCACACAGUUGGAGGAUCUUAAAAUGAAGUUUGAGAGUGAUUGUCUUGUAAAAGAAAAGGAGGUUACCAUGCUUCAAGAAGAAGUGCGCGAAAAUAAAAGAAGUCUUAAAGACCUUUCUCUUAAACUCCAAGAGACACAGCAGAACUGUGAUGAACUUAAGGGGUCUGCAAGACAACAUCAGGAACUACUUCAAAAUCUAACACAGGAGCGAGAGAUGCUUGAGGAAAAACUUAAAGCGACCGAGCAGCUCAAAUCGGAUAUUGAGGAAAAUCUAAGCGCCUUAACCAAUGAAGUAGAACAAAGCAAGGAAAACCAUGCAAAAGUCCUUCAAAAGAAGAAUACUCAAUUAGCGGAGCUAAACAACAUCAAAGAGCAACAGUCAAACCAGCUUGAAGAAAUGCAUCUGACAGUGAAUUCUUUGCAAUCCUCACUAACAACUGAAACACAGAGGGCCCAAAACCUUGAGACAAAGCUAAGCUUAGUAUUGAAUGAACUCAGUGACAAGACGUCAGAGUUAGAAGAAACCAAAGUGCAGAAAGACAACUAUGGCAAACAACUACAGAUACUUAAAGAUGAUCUGGAUGAGAAGUCAUCCCUACUCAAGUCAGUAAAGGAGAAAUUACAGAAAAGUGAGUGUCAAAUUCUCCAGCUUAUUGCAGCACUUGAAGAGAAACAAAAUGAAGCAUGCCAGUUGAAGGAAGUGAUGGAGAAAAAUGGAAACAUGAAGGAGGCUUUAAUCAAUGCUAAACAGGAGUUGCAAAAAGAAGUUGAUUUGAAAGAGACUAAGUUAAAAGAGAUAGAGGAACAUUUGUCAGGAGCUUUGGAGAGUGGUCGUAAAUCAUCAGAGGAAGUUGAAAGAUUGGAGAGGGACAUAAAGCAGCAAAAGAAGAAAUAUGAGGAACUGAUGUCGAAGUUUAAUGACCUGCAGAUGCAAAAGGACACCAUGCAACAAGAAAUUGAUCGUGGUGCUGUGGAGAACAAAGUCCUUAAUUCUCAGCUCAUGGAGAGCAAAGCAAAUGAAGAGAGGGGGAUGAUGGAAAUUGAGAGACUUGAGAGGGAAAAACAACAGCUUCAUGUGCAGGUGGAUAUUUUAUCUACAAAAAUUGCUGGACAGGAUGAAGAGGGCAAGAGUGCAAAGGAGCAGUUGAAAGAGAAUAGCAAACACUCAAAGAAAGAGCUUCAGAUGAAAGCUAAACAAAUCAAAACUCUGGAGUCAAAGCUAACAAACCUAAAAACCAAACUAGAGACCAAAACAAAAGAUCAUGAGGAAUGCAUUAAAGAGAUAACUGCAUUGAGGGAUGAAUCAGAUGGUGCAAAGAAACUUUACAAGGAGGAGCUUCAGAAAAUAUGCUCUGACCUUAAAGAGAAAUCAACAUCUGAGGCACAACUUAACUUGGAGGUGAAAGAACUGAAACAAGCAGCUUUGGAGGCAGUGAAGAGUAAAGAAGACACAGAAACCAAAUGUCAGCAGAAGAUAUCAGACAUGGUUGCUCUGAUGGAGAGACACAAGCACGAGUAUGACAAAAUGGUGGAAGAAAAAGAUGCAGAGCUGAGUGAUAAACGGAUGAGAGAAGCUGAAAUCAACGCAAGUAAAGCACUACUGGAGCUUGAGCUGUCCCAUCUGCAAGUGGAAAAUGAUGAACUGAAAGAACAACUUGAGAAAGUCACAAAAGAAAAGGAGACCUUGAAGGUGCCGUUUGAAAAAGGCACACCUCAACAGAUCUCUGACACCAAAUUAAAGAAAAGCAGAAACAGGAUCUCUAAAACUCCAAAAGUUUCUGCUUCUACAAAAGCAGUUUAUGCCCUUUUAAAUGAAGAAAAUGAUUCUCCACUAAAAAAUACACCACUCAGUCCUGUUGGAGCAGUGAAACAAACCCCCAAAAGUCCUCUUCUGAGCCUGAGGACAAAAUAUGAAGCAACACCGCAAAUAAAGUCCUUCAGAAUCCGCACACCACAAAGACCAGACAUAACAGGGUCUUGGAAAACCAACUUCUUGAAACUGGAUCCCAAGUCGGACAGCUCAGACAGCAAUGAUAUACUGAGUUUCUCUCCAAGACCGGUUAAAUCAAAGAAACCUAUGCAGCCAAAAGACGUAGAAGCAGAAAGUUUGGGCUUGUUCAAAAAAAUACAAGGUUCUGCUGUGUGCAAGGCUCCAGGAACAGCUCUGAAACUGGCAGCGAUCAAGAGAAUGCGAGAUGCAGGUUGGACCAGCAUUAGCAGUGCAACUCAGAAAAAAAGAAAAGUUACAGAGAAAAUAUUUGCUUGAAAUGUUUGGUAUCAAAAAAUUAUCUUUAAUUUCAUUUAAAUGAUUGUCAUAUACUCAAUACACUAUUUAACAUUAUAGUAUGUUCUGUUAAAAUAGAUAAUUUACAAUGUUCAUCAAAAACGUUGCGUUCCUGAUAGUUGUUGUUUGCAGUUGAAUUAUUAGUAAUUUAUUUGCAUCUUAAGCGUAUACUGAUUUGAGCAAUUUCAUUAACUCGUUUCAUUAAUAUUUACUUAUCUAAAACUUCAUAAAAAAGAACUUAAUUUAAUAACCUGAAAACUUUGUUUUACAUUGGAAAGCUUCAUGUAAAAGUAAGCAUUUCUUCUGAAAAACUUAAAAAAAUAAAUGAGGCUGGUUUCUGUAUUGA